AUGGAGCUGCAUCCCGGCCGCUUCCCGGCCGCCCGCGCCGCCAACGUGGCCGUGGGGUACCUGCGGUACCUGCGGGGCGGCCCCGGCACCGGGCUGCGGCUGCGGGAGCUGCGCCGGGCGCGGCGCCAGGACAUUGAUGGUGUGGGGCACAAGUACUACCUGGACCUGGAGCUGGAGGAUGUCCUGGACAAAGACAGGACUGUGAACUGCACUGCUGAGGUUCUCUAUCACCUGGGCAGCAAAACCUCUGCUCCAGAUGUGCAGCUGACAGUGCAGGGAGAGCUCAGGAGCACAGAGGAGGCAGACAAGGAGUUCUACCAUCGGAUCAGGAGCCUGGAAAAGGAGCUUGUGGCUGAGAACAUCCCAGACAGCCACGGGAACGUUCCCCCAGAGCUGGAGCCCAUCCACCUGCUGGCCUGGGCGGCCUCUGGCUACGUGAUCUGGCAGAAUUCCACUGAAAACACCAACUUCAACCUUGCCCAAGUGAAACACGUGAAGCAAGUGAAAAGAAAUGAUGAUGAUCUUCAGUUUGACUUUGUGGUUCUACUCCAUGAAAUGGUGUCCCAGGAGGUGCUGCCCUGGCAGGUGACCCUGCUGUGGCACCCCCAGCGUGGGGCCCGAGUGCCCCAGGGCGGCACCGCGGGGGCACCGAGAUCCUGAGGGCAACUGGAGCAACUGGGAGCAACUGGGAGCAACUGGGAACAA
Melospiza georgiana is the source of this 705-nucleotide messenger RNA. It is a transcript of the gene LXN, whose product is annotated as latexin. NCBI's taxonomy places the organism in Eukaryota, Metazoa, Chordata, Aves, Passeriformes, Passerellidae. The transcript is spliced from 6 exons. Bases 1 to 660 code for a protein of 219 amino acids. Gene Ontology annotation, molecular function: metalloendopeptidase inhibitor activity. The record is from RefSeq and is a predicted model, not a curated record.